Metarhizium album ARSEF 1941 is the source of this 2517-nucleotide messenger RNA. Its product is annotated as Zn(2)-C6 fungal-type DNA-binding domain protein. The record is from RefSeq and is a predicted model, not a curated record. Lineage: Eukaryota; Fungi; Ascomycota; Sordariomycetes; Hypocreales; Clavicipitaceae. Gene Ontology annotation, molecular function: zinc ion binding; DNA-binding transcription factor activity, RNA polymerase II-specific. The transcript has 6 exons. The coding region runs from base 1 to 2517 and encodes 838 amino acids. Gene Ontology annotation, biological process: regulation of DNA-templated transcription.
AUGGCUUCCGCUCAGUCCGCUUCUACUCUCCCUCAAGGAUUCUCUGUCUACCAGUCCACGCUUGGUGCUCCAUUACAAUUCUUCCCAGCUCUUGGAUCACGGCAGCUCGACGACUUGAUCAACGCCUUCAUCCCCGGACCUUCUUCCGCCAGUGAGAAGCGAGCCGCAAUUUCCUUGGACUUCCUCGAAUAUUCUCGCAUGACUGGACAGGCCUUCAAGUUCUACGCUGUGAGCACUGCGGCGUCCGUAGCUACUUCUCCUUCAAUAACCAGUCCUUCUCUGGAUUCGGUCAACUCCUCAUUCAACGUUUCUCCCAUCACAUCCUCCUGGGACUGGAGCGCAACGUCGACACUCUCAGCAGCCUCGUCAUCUCGUGGCCCAACGCAGUGCCGACGACAGAGCAAGCGUGACAGCACGCAUUCCAGACAUCGGACUAAUGAUAUCUCGCAUCUUCCUGGUAUGAAGAUUCUCACAAAAGAUGGUCAGGAUGUGACCAACUCUGCUUCCCGGGGAUCCAAGACCAAGGAGCAGCGCGACCACGCACACCUCAUGCGAAUCAUCAAAGCUUGCGACAGCUGCCGACGUAAGAAGAUCCGUUGCGACCCUAGCCACAAGAAGCGAGGAGCCUCUCAAGCUGCACCGCAGCCUGCUUCAAAGCCUGCCAAGAAGGCAAGGACGGUUCCCCAAGACCCUCCUCCUCGUCCACCGCCGGCGGCUGUAACAGACUCAGACUUAUUGGUCUCAUCAUCAUUCGACCUAGACUCGAGCUUCGACUUCUCUGUUUUCGAGGACCUUGACCCUACUACUUUUUCUCAUGACCUAUUCGACGAGUUUAUCCAUAUCCCUGCCUUGGACACUCCAGACUUCGACAUCUUCCAUGAAUCGGGAGAUUAUGUAGCUUCACAAUCUUCGACCACUACUUCAUCAUCUUCUGCCGCCUCCCCGCUCAAGUCAUCUACACCGUCAUCCCAGCCAGAGUUGGGCGCACCUCCCGGCAUCGAGCUCGUCAACCCCGAGGUGCAGGGAAUGUCACCAAACUUCCCUUACCUGGAGAGUUCUGGCGCCUCAAGUUAUUACGCCGAUUUCAAUCUAUACUCGCCCGAUUCCAGCUUCUCCGAGGACGAGCGCAUGGUACCAAUUGGCGCCUCGACCGGUAGUCUGCCAAGCCUCAAUGAAAACUCACUCUCCGAAUGCCCGCCUCGACUUAAGGAGACCGUACCUGACGGCGAGGCAAACGACUUGGAAGUACCUGGCAUGUGUCUAGAUGAACCACAGCUCCACUCUGCCAGCGGUGUUGUUGGCGGGAGCAGCCACAACUUAUUGGGCAGCAAUGACAAUGGCCAAUUUGCUACCACUAGCACUGCCGGCGAAUCUGCGAGUGAGCAUGACUCCAGGCCAAGCUGGGAUCAUGUCUCCGAGCCGGUAAGCGAGGUUGUCACUCGUUACCCGGGUACAACUACUGCUGCUAUUCCGGACAAGCCGCUACCGGGUGCUCAUAAACUAGACAAGGUGCCGACUAGCUUCAAUUUGCCUGUGGCAUCCGCGUCUGUUGAUGUCGGAGAGUCGCCAGGUACAUUUGCGGACCAUUCUAUCGUCUCGGCGACGCCUAGCGUGCCCAUUGGACACGGCAGUGAAACCCCAGCCAAAUCCAACCAUCAACUUGCACUUGUAUCGACCAACAGAAUCCAUGUUGACUGCCCUGGAGAAACCUCCGAUUCUCACCAAGAUUAUGUGGCUUCGGUCGACAGUUCUGGCCCGACUCGGUCCGAACCAGCUGUUCUGAGCGCCUCUUCCGACGGAGUACAGGUCCUCUUUACCAACUCCUCACCCGAGUACACUGAGGUGUCAACCGCCCAAACAGUCCACAACAGACUGACUGGACUUGAACGUGUCGUACCGGGAGUUUCAUCUGUCCUCUUUGGCACCUCGGAUCAACAAAGGAAGGACGUUGCAGCUCCUGAAGAUUCCACUGAUGGACGACACCAGCCCACAUCAGCGCUGCGCGCCCAGACAGGACUCCGCAGUUCCCUAAUUGCGAAUGACGAGCCGCUUCGUGGUCAUGUCGAACCUAUCCUGGACAUUGUUGGCGAAGACGCCCCCGUUUCUCAGAGGUCCACGGCCAGUCUGUCCUGCGACCAGCAUCAUCCUUCGUCUGACUGUCAUCACGAUGGAGGCGCGUAUGCUGACGAGCCAACCCCUGGCGCCGACAACCAGGCACCACGGAUAUCGCUCAAUGCCCUAAAGAAUGUAUUUAUGUCCGCCGUCGGCGGCGAACAUUCCCUCUACACGGGCACCACACACAACCUCUCAGAUGCACUGACCGAUGCUUCGCUGGCAUCAAUGGCACAAACAGCCGCCUUCAUGUCUAAUCUGGCAUUGUACGUGAUUGCUGCAGCCGUGACAGCGACACACGGCAGCGUGGCGCCCCGCACACAGUCUGUUGCAGCACCAUGCCGCAUCAUGUCGAGAGGGUCGUCACUUAAGGUGCAUUCCAUGUCUCCUUUGUGUGUAGUAUAG